AUGGCAUCGGCGAUUUCGUUCGCCGAUCUGCCGCCAGAAAUGACCGAGAAGAUUCUGGAAAAGAUCGAUGCCAGCAGUAUACGAACAGCACAAGCCGUAUGUAGACAAUGGAGGAAUAUCAUUAAUCGGAGGCGCCAUCGGAUGAGGCGAAACCGAGUACAAGAGAUUUAUAUCAGCGAUGAUCAGGACGCGGCAGUAACGUUGACGAUUACACAUCUAUCACCAUCGUUCGAGAGCGUUUCAACGGUAAAAGUGGCGAAGUAUGAGGAACUUUUCGACUGCAUUUGGAUUUAUGCGCCCAAGAAGCUGAACAUCAGCGCUACUAGAAAUGAGCUCAGGACUGCUCUGGAUGGUAUUCCUGACUGGUGGUUCCUCACUGUUCAAAUGCUCGGCAUCUAUGAGAGCGCUUGUGACAUUGAUGCGCUGUCGUUGGUGUCCAAAGCUCCUCACUGUGCUUCACUUCGUAUUGAUCCAUGUUUCACCAUCGACAGCGUGACAUCGUUACUGGACUGCAUGAGACAAAUUCACGAAUUGAAGUACAUACGUUCGUUACACAAGGAAUCAAUUCGAACAACGUCGAAGACAAUCACCGCCGACGAUACCACCUUAGAUGCACUGAUACCGCUGUCGAUCGCUUGUCCACAAGGAUUACAGUCGUUUUGGGUGGAUUCCAUAUCUACAGACUUUUCUCUUGCGAAAAUGUUUGAGUUACUGGAGGUGAGUAUUCCUACAGCUUCAAGAUCUUCACACUAUUCUAUUGCGGCAUGGGGCAAUGUUACCUUCUUGCCAGCUUGCACGGAGGAGCUACGCAGGAAUUAA
Molecule: messenger RNA, 819 nt
Organism: Cooperia oncophora
Lineage: Eukaryota; Metazoa; Nematoda; Chromadorea; Rhabditida; Trichostrongylidae
Source: the annotation of a GenBank genome assembly